GGGAAUGAAUGGCGCCCGGGGUUCCGGACUCAGUCCUGGCGCCGCUGUGCGACUCUGCUCUUGACAAGCUACUUCUUUCUCUGAACCUCAGUUUCCUCCUCUGUAGGAUGGGGAUCAGAAUCUGGCUAUGGCAUCCUCUUUAUGGGUUGGAGUGAGAAGUCAGCUCGUGCAUGUCGGAGCCCCUAGCUCAGCGUCUGGCACACUGCUCACUUGGUUGCUAUACUGUUAUUGUUUGUAUUGUUGAUGAUGUUUGUACUUGGUGUGGAAGAGCUGGGUGUGGGAGCGUGGAAUUGGGAGCCAACAGAUCUCAGUUCAAGUCCUAGCUACACUUUGUGGUAGUGGAACUGUGCCUUCACCUGUCUGAACCUCGUUUUCCUCGUCUAUACAACGAAGGCUAAUAGCCCCAAUAUCAUAGAGUCAUUGUGAGGAUGCUGAUGAAAUGUGCGUGUAAACUCCUUAGCAUAGGACCUGACAGUGUAGAGCAGGAGCUCAGUAGAUUGGGACUAUAAUAAAAAUGAUUCUGAGAGUCAUUGGUGUAGAUGGGACUUGCAAGGAAGAGAGAAGGAAGGAAGCUCAGAGACGGCGAUAGGAAAAACUUGGAAUCUGGAGCUGGGCAAAUCGACAUCCCGCCACUUACUAUUUGAUAAAUUUUGCCAAAUCCCUUAGUAUUACGUUUUCCUUUUUCUUUAAAACUGAUGCAUUUUCCUCCAGUCAGUUCAUUUGAGAAAGAAAAUUUGUAUUGCUUUGUUAAUGGAAAACUAGCAUUUUGGCCGUGAGAAGAAGGAAAACUUAACCUGAACUCCAAUGGAAGCAGAACGGUCUAUUAAAUUGUAGACAGAAACUGAAAGAAUUGAAAAGGGGAUAACUUGUACUAUUGUGGUUCUAUGUUGUCAGAUCCCAUGGACCCUGUUAAGUUAUACUCUGUUCUCAGCUCACACUUUGCAUAUGACUGACAUCAGCUUAGUGACUGUCCUACCCUUUUCCUGACUCACUUAAGAUUUAUUUAAUGCACAUGUACAAAACCUACUGAACAUUGUUCUACGGGCUUGGCGUUUAUAAACUCUUUUAACCCUGCUAAACACUUUAAGAAUAGAUAUGCUUAUCCUUUUUUUUUUAAUUGAAGUAUAGUUGAUGUACAAUAACUCCUAUCAUUGUUAUUUUAUAGUUGAAGGGAGUGAGAUCCAGAAAGGUUAAGCCACUUGCCCCAGGGUCAGGGUUAGGAAGUUGGUAAAAUCGAGAUUUGGAGCCAAGCCUUCUAAGGGCUUAGGGUGAGGAGUCUGGUGCAUGGUGAUUACUUGAAUUGGGGGAGCUGUCAUUUUCCUGUUAUUGUUAAUGUUAUAUAAUCUUCACUGUUCAGAAGGUCAGUGCUGGAGAUGGGCUUUUGGUGGUGGAGAGAGGACACUUGAGUCCAGCAGGGAAUUCUGCAGUUAUAGUGGGAGGAUACCAGUACUUAGAGCCUCCUAGUAAGUGUUAACUGAAACUUUGCAAAGACAGACAGACCACAGUGCCUGGCUCAUAGUAAUCCCUUGACCAGUGUUAAUCAUAGCCACUGACUGACUUCGGUUCAAACCCUGGCCCUGUAGUUGCUUGCUGUGUGACCUCGGACCUGCCACUCUAAUCUGUGACUUGGAGAUCACUUUUACUUUUUACCACGGGUGGUUGUGAGGAGUCACUGAGAUGUGAACAUAUUCAGUGCCUGGCACGUAAACAUUCAGCAGGAGCUACUGCAUGGGCACUGGAAUCAGGGAGAACUUGUUUUUGAGUCCUAGUAAAGUGCUUGCUAGAUGUGGCAUUUGGCAAAUGACUGCACCACAAUGAGUUGGUUCCUUCAUUGAUUAAAAUGGGGCUAAUUAUAGUCCUCACUCAUGAGGAGGUUGUGAGGCAUCAGUGUGAUGCCUGGCAUUGGUCCUGGUGCAUAGGUAGUGCUUGGUGUGUGAAAUGCUGUUGCUCUGUCUGACUCACUGAAGCCUCUCCAUGCCUUUUGCUCUUUGAGAGAUGUUGGUUGUAUUGUCUUUGUCCAGUGGUAAAAUCCCAAAGGGAAAAGGGAUCUUAGGAGCCAAGUACAGGGUGAAGUGAUGUCCGUGGUCAUGUUCGUCAUCCUACUUGGGAGUAGAGGAGAGAGCCUCACAUCCGGGGACUUUGGGAAGGCUUCACAAAGCAGGUGGCAGCCAAGCAGAGUGAUGGAGAGCUUGCCAGGAGGACAGGAGGAGCAAGCAUUCCAGGCACAGGCUCCAGGGAGCAGAGUGAAGGCGGGGGAGACAAUGGUCUCUGUAACUAUGGCCACUUCCGAGUGGAUCCAGUUCUUUAAGGAAGCCGGCAUUCCUCCGGGACCUGCUGUCAAUUACGCAGUGAUGUUUGUGGAUAACAGGAUCCAGAAGAGCAUGCUGCUGGAUCUCAACAAGGAGAUCAUGAAUGAGCUGGGCGUGACUGUGGUGGGCGACAUCAUUGCCAUCCUCAAGCAUGCCAAGGUGGUGCACCGCCAGGACAUGUGCAAAGCUGCCACUGAGUCAGUGCCCUGCAGCCCCAGCCCCCUUCCAGGCGAGAUUCGCCGAGGCACCUCUAGCGCCGCCUCCCGGAUGAUCACCAACAGCCUGAACCGAGACUCCCCACCCGGCACUCCCCCCAGGCGGCCGGACACCAGCACCUCCAAGAUCUCUGUCACUGUGUCCAACAAGAUGGCAGCAAGGAGUGCCAAGGCUGCCGUCUUUUUUAACAGAUGGUCACUGAGCCCCGCAGUGGUGCCCGGCCCUGUGCUUGAUGCCUGGGGUCAAAGGGCGUCCAGCCCCCACUCCAGGAGAACAUUCCAUCCCAGAAGAUGCUCACCACCCCCUCCUCCCCCAGCAGCCAUGGCCCGCCGGGAGGAGGAGAGCUUGACUGGUCCCACCAAGCGGCGCCGGGUCACGGCCGAGAUGGAGGGGAAGUACAUUAUCACCAUGCCCAAAGGCACCACCCCCCGGACCCGUAAGAUCCUGGAGCAGCAGCAGGCAGCGAAAGGUCUCCACAGGACGUCUGUGUUUGACCGCCUUGGCGCCGAGACCAAGGCAGACACGACGAUGGGGAAUAAACCCACAGGGGUCUUCAGCCGCCUGGGGGCCACCCCAGAGACCGACGAGGAUCUGGCUUGGGACAGUGACAACGACAGCAGCAGCUCUGUCCUGCAGUAUGCCGGGGUCCUGAAGAAGCUAGGCCGGGCCCCAGCCAAAGCCAGUCCCCAGCCCGCACUAACUGUCAAAGCCAAGGCCACAAGCUCGGUGGCAACGGCCGCUGCCCCAACGCUGCGGCGCCUGGCAUUUUCCUCACGACCUGGGCUCGAGAGGAAGCCGGAGUCCCUAUCCAAAGUCAGCAUCAUCCAGAGACUGGGCAAGGCUGCCCUCGUGCCGGAGGCCCAGGACAGCCAGGUCACGAGCACCAAGAGUAAGUCCUCGGCUGAGGUCAAGGUCACCAUUAAGAGGACUCUGGUGGGGCCCCGGGGGAGCAGCUCCAGCGAGGGCCUUGGUGCCCAGAUGGACCACGCGGGCACUGUGAGCGUGUUCAAAAGACUGGGCCGCAGGACCUUCUAGCCCAAGGGCGGGGCGCAGGCCCCUCUCCAGCCUCCAGGCUCCAUCAGAGUCUUCAGCGAGGGCGCGCGCACGCCCCCUGCCGGCUGCCGGGUGACACUGCUUGUCUCCCUCAGGCAUUCCGCCAGCCUGAGCUUCCUGGGGAUUCGCCCGGUGUUUCUGAGUCUGAGACGGUCAUUGAGGCCCGGCCUUGCCGCUCUGGGACUUUCCCUUCUCUCGCGUCCUCUGUUCUCUCCUCUCUGACCGUGGCCUUGGCAGGACACACUUUUCUGCCUCUCCAAGUGCCAAGUGCCCUUUUCCUGUCCUCCAUUCCCCAUCUGCUGCCUCAAACCCCGGCUCCGGGCCUCCCUGUCCCCCAGGGUGGGUGUCGUCUGAAGGGGCUCCCGUAUCCCCCACCCCCUGGCUUCCUCACUUCCCUCCCUCCUCUGCCCCCUCCCCCCGAUGCUUUGACUCCUCUCUCUCCGUCUCUUCACUCUGUUCAUUUCUUUUCUGUUUUCUGUCCCUGUGGCAAGGCCCGACUGUCCGCUGCGUCCUGCCUGACCCUCCUGCACCUCCGUCCUCCCAGCGGCCCCCUCGUCGGCGGCGGUGGCGUCGAGCCUGUAGAGACUGUUAGCCGCCGUCACUCCUAGGCUGGAGGGACCUCCCCAGACCCCAGGCUGCAGCUGGGGCACCUGCCUGGGCAUCUUUUUCCCUGAAAGUCGGUGGCGGGUGGCGGGUAAGGGGCACUAAGAAGGGAAGCCAGCACCGAGAGGAGAAAACAGCUAUUUUAAUAUAUUUUUGUGACUUUCAGACUGUUUCCCUCCCCUGCUUCAGGGCGAGUCGCAGGACUGUUUUUCUGCAUGAAGCACAGUGUGGGCGGGGCACCCACGAAGGGUUGGGCCUCGUCUCUGAGGGUCAAGCUCCCCACAUAUAUAGGUGGGCCGUGUUUUUGCUGCAGGCCCCGAGGUGAAGGGAGUCACGGUCAUGGUCAUCAUCUAGUUGGGCCUCCUCCUCCCCUCGGCAACGCGCAGGGCUUCUGUCCCUCUGCCCUCCCCUUCCACAGAUUUCCCCUGUUUCUGCCACUCUGCCUGUGGAUGGCUUUCCAGACUGCAGGCUUCAUUUGUGUGGGUGCCUGUGGAUUUGACCGUUUACCUACUCACCACUGCACAGCACCUGCUCUGUGCCAGGCCUGUUCUAGGAGCUGGGGAUCCAUCCACGAGCAAGGCAGACAAGUCUCUUCCCGCGUGGCCGACCUCUCUAGCCAGGGAGACAGGCGGUAAUCAGUAAACCACAAUUUGCCAUUUGAA
Messenger RNA from Delphinapterus leucas (beluga whale), 4843 nucleotides. NCBI's taxonomy places the organism in Eukaryota, Metazoa, Chordata, Mammalia, Artiodactyla, Monodontidae. The record is from RefSeq and is a predicted model, not a curated record.